GUAUCUACAGCGAACAGUAAAACACCCAACCUUAUUACAGGAUCCAGAUUUAAGACAGUUCCUGGAAAGUUCAGAGCUGCCGAGAGCGGUUAACACCCAGGCUCUGAGUGGAGCAGGAAUAUUGAGGAUGGUGAACAAGGCUGCCGACGCUGUCAACAAAAUGACGAUCAAGAUGAAUGAAUCGGAUGCAUGGUUUGAAGAAAAACAGCAGCAAUUUGAGAAUCUGGAUCAGCAGCUUAGGAAACUUCAUGCUAGUGUUGAAGCAUUAGUCUGCCACAGAAAAGAGCUUUCAGCCAACACAGCUGCCUUCGCUAAAAGUGCUGCUAUGUUAGGUAACUCUGAGGACCACACUGCUCUAUCGAGAGCUCUGUCUCAGCUUGCAGAGGUUGAAGAGAAGAUAGAUCAAUUGCAUCAAGAACAAGCUUUUGCAGAUUUCUAUGUGUUCUCAGAACUGCUUGGUGAUUACAUUCGGCUCAUUGCUGCAGUUAAAGGUGUGUUUGAUCAUCGAAUGAAAUGCUGGCAGAAAUGGCAAGAUGCUCAGGUCACUUUACAAAAAAAACGUGAAGCUGAAGCAAAGCUGCAACUUGCCAACAAACCUGAAAAACUGCAGCAAGCUAAAGAUGAGAUAAAAGAGGAAAUUGAAGAGUGGGAGACAAAAGUUCAGCAAGGGGAAAAAGAUUUUGAACAGAUCUCCAAAACCAUUCGCAAGGAAGUGGGAAGAUUUGAGAAGGAACGAGUGAAAGACUUUAAAACUGUUAUUAUCGAGUACUUAGAGUCAUUAGUCCAAACACAGCAGCAGCUAAUAAAAUACUGGGAGGCAUUCCUACCUGAAGCCAAAGCCAUCGCCUAAAAGAAGAAUAUUCCAAAUGACAAGACACUCUGGAUGCUUGUCCUCGAUAAAACUAAAUUCCACAGUAAAAUCACUUUAAAUCAUCCAAAUAAACCACUAUAUAUUUUAUUAAUUAACGUGGCUUUUUUUAUAUACUACAGCAUUUUAUUAACAAGCUGCAUGUCCUGACCCUCUUUGAAGCGGACUGUGGCAUGAUGUUCUGCAAUACAUUGCUGAAUUGAACACUACUGUGUCUUAAUACUUGCACUAAAGUGUGCAUGGCAAGGCCAGAAAGCUGAUAUUUUUGUUCUUUACAAUACAGUGUUCUGUAGUACAUUUAGCUGAUCUUUAUGAAACAAAUGAUUGCACCGAUUAAUGUUCACUUAAACAUUCCUGUACAAAAUCAUGUUUUUGUGAUUACAAUAAUAAAGGGAUGUACCUUGUGAA
This is a messenger RNA of Apaloderma vittatum (bar-tailed trogon), 1276 nucleotides long. It is a transcript of the gene SNX2, whose product is annotated as sorting nexin 2. The transcript is spliced from 9 exons. Gene Ontology annotation, molecular function: phosphatidylinositol binding. The annotation marks the transcript as partial. Gene Ontology annotation, cellular component: endosome; endosome membrane. Lineage: Eukaryota; Metazoa; Chordata; Aves; Trogoniformes; Trogonidae. The record is from RefSeq and is a predicted model, not a curated record. Gene Ontology annotation, biological process: early endosome to Golgi transport.